CGAUUCUUCUAAUGUAUUCUUCAACUUGAGAACAUCUUUUCCUCUUAUUCGCGCUUCUUCUUCUUCGCUUGAUGCUGGAUUGAGUACCGAGUUGGAUGCUGUGUCUAGCUUCAGCGAAAUCGUUCCUGACACAGUCAUUUUCGACGAUUUCGAGAGGUUUCCUCCGACUGCUGCUACUGUUAGCUCAUCUCUCCUAUUGGGAAUUUGUAGCCUUCCUGAUACCAUAUUUAGAAAUGCUGUGGACAUGGCUUUGGCGGACUCUAGUUGUUGUAAGCUUGAAAACUCUGAGUUGAGACUGAACUGUUUCUUUAACAAGGCUUUGGUAAAUGUUGGUGGUGAUUUGGCAAAACUGGUUCCUGGUCGGGUUUCAACAGAGGUCGAUGCACGACUUGCUUAUGACACACAUGGAAUUAUUAGGAAGGUUCAUGACCUAUUGAAGUUGUACAAUGAAAUUGAUAUCCCUCUUGAGCGUUUGUUGUUUAAAAUUCCUACAACUUGGCAAGGAAUAGAGGCCUCGAGACUGCUGGAAUCUGAGGGCAUACAGACCCAUUUGACCUUUGUUUACAGCUUUGCUCAAGCUGCAGCUGCUGCACAAGCUGGUGCUUCUGUUAUUCAGAUUUUUGUUGGGCGCCUUAGGGAUUGGGCACGCAAUCAUUCUGGUGACCCCGAGAUAGAAGCUGCUCUUAAUAGGGGGGAGGAUCCUGGGUUAGCAUUGGUGACAAAAGCAUAUAAUUAUAUACACAAAUAUGGACACAAAUCAAAGUUGAUGGCAGCAGCAGUUCGAAACAAGCAGGAUUUAUUCAGUCUUCUGGGGGUUGACUAUAUCAUUGCACCAUUGAAAGUACUGCAGUCUCUCAAAGAAUCCGUCACUUCUCCUGAUGAGAAAUAUUCUUUUGUUAGGAGGCUAACCCCAGAGUCUGCUGCCAAGUACAAUUUUAGUGAAGAAGAGCUGACAAAGUGGGAUCAAUUGAGCCUCGCAUCAGCUAUGGGACCUGCUGCUGUGGAGCUUCUGGGAGGCGGACUAGAUGGAUAUGUAAACCAAGCAAAACGAGUGGAGGAGUUAUUUGGAAAGAUUUGGCCACCACCAAAUGUGUGAAUUGU
Molecule: messenger RNA, 1101 nt
Organism: Pistacia vera
Lineage: Eukaryota; Viridiplantae; Streptophyta; Magnoliopsida; Sapindales; Anacardiaceae
Product: transaldolase-like
Exons: 12
Coding region: 245-1096 (283 amino acids)
Biological process (GO): carbohydrate metabolic process
Cellular component (GO): intracellular anatomical structure
Source: RefSeq, a predicted model, not a curated record